This is a messenger RNA of Limulus polyphemus (Atlantic horseshoe crab), 603 nucleotides long. RefSeq names its product neuroglobin-like. Gene Ontology annotation, molecular function: heme binding; oxygen binding. The record is from RefSeq and is a predicted model, not a curated record. The transcript has 3 exons. NCBI's taxonomy places the organism in Eukaryota, Metazoa, Arthropoda, Merostomata, Xiphosura, Limulidae. Bases 1 to 603 code for a protein of 200 amino acids.
AUGGGUUGUGCUGUAACAAAAAGUACGAUCACUGCCGUGAAGCCGGCUGGCGGUGUCAGCGCGAAUGAUUCCCCAGUUCCACCACCAGCUGAUCCUCGACUCCCCCUCACAAUGAAACAACGGUUCAGUAUUCUCAGUUCUUGGAAAGGAAUUGCUCGUGCAAUGGAAUCUACAGGCGUAACCAUGUUCAUUAAGCUGUUCCAAGAAAAUUCCGAUCUUCUAAAUCUGUUCACUAAGUUCCAGUCACUAAACACUCAAGAAUCCCAGAAGGAUAGUAUGGAACUUGCUCAACAUGCUUCCAUCGUCAUGGCAACCUUGGACGAAGGACUACGGGCUCUUGAUCGUGUGGAUUACUUUAUUGAGUAUUUAGAAUCCGUGGGGCGGUUUCAUCGAAAUAUUGCCAGUUUCAAGAAGGAGUAUUUCUGGAACAUUGAACAACCUUUCUUGGCUGCUGUUCAGGAAACUUUGGGAGAUCGGUACACAGCUAACAUGGAAAAUAUCUACAAAAUAACCAUCCACUUCAUACUGGAAACCAUUGUUAAGGGCUUCAACCUUCAUGAUGAACGAAGAAAAAGUCCUACGGCAAUUGAAAAUGUUUCUUAA